AUGCUCUAUCACUCUUUGCCCGCUCUUUUGCGCGCGGUCGGCCUCGACGUUAUCAGCAGUCUUUUCUUCAACAGCAAGGAGCCAAAGAAGCCCGUCAUCGUUCAGUCUGUCUGGAUAGCUUCAUCCCGCUGCGCUGUUCAUCUUCUACCGGCUCUAGUCUCCAUAGUAAUCAUAGCUCUGAAUCUUCAAACGUAUUUCAUCGGAUUCCAGUUGGCCGGCAUACCCGAUACGGACCGCAUUAGCAUGGCCGCCCUGCAAGUUACAGCCAAGUUACAAGAGUUGCUUAUAGUUGCAAGCGUGGGCGCGAUUAUCCACCACCAGCUACGUUCGUGUCUGCAUGACAGCCAAGGUCUUCCAUUCGGGCUGCUUGGAUCCGGCUUAUCCUUCACUCAGGUCAGCUUUUUCUGGUCGCAGGCCUUCGUAGGGUCUCUUACGCAGAAUGUCAGCUUGCCACUCCUAUGUCUACUAAUUGUAGGUGGAGUCAUAGCGAGUACAGCCGGUCCAGCCACCGCCGUUUUACUUAUACCACGCCAAAUCUCCUAUCCAGCUGGCCAGACAUCCUACUACGUCAAUGGCAUGUCCGAAGACCUUUGGCCGCAGCAUCUGGGUCUUGUGCAUUAUCUUCCCAACUACACGAACCUGUUUGGCGAGAGCAUUGACUGUGCGUCAAACCGUGGGUUCAUCAGUGCUGUUUGCCCCAGCGGCGGGUAUGCCUCCCUGAUGGGCCACUUUUCUGCUAAUCCAAUUCAGCACCUGCCCAAUCCCGGGUUCUCAUUCUCUCGAAUAGAUCGCCCGCGGGAGUUCUAUAGUCUAUUCCCCUCGGGGAAUGGCAUUCUUGUCAAGAGUCGUCAAGGUCACACGGCACCGCAGACACUUAGUGGAAACAUUCGGACACCCUUGGAUAUAUCGGAAACGUUUACCUACGCGACACAUGGAGCGACUGCCAACUUGCAGAGGAGGAUCAAUCUUGACUGGCUCAAAGCGGUAAACGAGGUCGCGACGUUCUACCACGAAAGCAUACAGGCGCACAGGUUCCAAUUCUAUACGACGCAACGAACGACUGUCAGCUCAUCUGUUCCUGUGAGGAUCUGGGUUAGAGCGAGUGUUGAUGACAGAUCGCAUCUCGAGUUGAAGUUUGAAAACGACGGCAGGCCUGAAGACUCGCUUGGUAAGGAAUAUCUGGAGGGCAGCUUUGGCUGA
Molecule: messenger RNA, 1200 nt
Organism: Coniosporium apollinis CBS 100218
Lineage: Eukaryota; Fungi; Ascomycota; Dothideomycetes
Exons: 2
Coding region: 1-1200 (399 amino acids)
Source: RefSeq, a predicted model, not a curated record